Guillardia theta CCMP2712 is the source of this 4257-nucleotide messenger RNA. RefSeq lists its product as hypothetical. The record is from RefSeq and is a predicted model, not a curated record. The transcript is spliced from 3 exons. Gene Ontology annotation, molecular function: zinc ion binding. Gene Ontology annotation, biological process: DNA-templated transcription. Bases 1 to 4257 code for a protein of 1418 amino acids. Lineage: Eukaryota; Cryptophyceae; Pyrenomonadales; Geminigeraceae.
AUGAAGAAGGCACAGGAAUUGCUUGCAAGCAACGAGGAGGAUCAACGUGUAUUUAAAGCUUUGCAUCGUGAAGGGGAGAAAAUCGCUGUCAGACUGGAUCUAUUGACUGAGGUCAAGAAGAGAAUCGAGGAAUUGAUUGAGAAGGAACAGGCAGAAAGCAUGUGCUCCUGGGCACAAUGUGACGGAUGUAACAAGUGGCGAAGGUUGAAGAAUGCCGAAAUAGUCAAUGGGAAAGAGACUUUCUUCUGCAAAGAAGUGGGAAAGAGCUGCGAUCAACCUGAAGACGAGUGGGACGAGGAGGAGGAGGUCACAGCGCUCUAUAACGGUGAGGGAGGGGGGCACUCGAAUGUGGAGGAUGAUAUCCCUCUCUCAACACGAAGGUUACUGCGACCUGGAUCAGUCGUGUACGCACAGUACGCUUGCUACCCCUAUUGGCCAGCUUGUAUCAGAGAGCCAGCGAGGACGCAGUUAUCGAACGAGUUGCUAAGAAAUCGAAGGCCUGCCAUGGUAUUAGCUCGUUUCUAUGGCACGGGAAAUCUUGAAUGGGUCCACUGGAAGAAGGUGCUCCCGUUUGAUGCUCAGCAGGAUCCGAACACAACGCCAGUCUCUUCGAGCUCUUAUCGGGUUGCGCUAUCUGCUGCGUCCAAUGCGCAAGUCAGAUUUCAAAAGAAGGAGGAGAAGCAAGCUCAAAAGCAAUCAAAUCCAAGUUUAAGAAAGCGAACAAAGAGGACUAAAACACAGGAGAGAGUGAAGAGGCAGAAGACUGUAGAUUCAGCUGGGAUUCAAAGUGCUGGCAGUUCUGAAGGUGUGAAGAAGACGAAGGAUGUUGAGAAAAAUGUUGCUUCGUCCGACAGCGAUUAUGAAAGUGAAAGCGAUAGUGAAAGCGAAAGUGACUCUGACUCGAGCGACAGCUCGAAAGAAGAUGAAAGCAGAAAUCGUUCAAGGACUGUGGCUAGAUCGAUUUCUCAGAGUCAACAACGAAGUCAAGAACCCAGAGACGUGAAGAAAGCAGUCGAUUCCACUUCAGCCAAUUCAGACGCGAAUCAAAAGAUUGUCAAGAAGCCGAAGGUGCAAAGCUCAAAGGCGGGCUCAAAAGGUACAUCGCAAGGGAGUAAAGGAGGGGAGAGCGAUACAGGUCUGCCCGUAUGGUUCACGAAGCUGCCGGCGAGAUGGCAGAGCUCGUACAGCGACUUAUGUGCGAUCAGGGACUCUGAGCAAAAGCUGAAGGAGCGGCUGGUCACUCUGACCUCGCAGAAAGACAUCAGGAGAGAAGUGCGGAACAUGGUGACCUGCUCGUUCAUGGGAGCUCUGCAAGCAUCUUCAUCAGAAUUUGAGGGAAGUAUCGGCACAACGGCAUCCUCGCUCGAGGAAAGUCUCUGGACAGAGUGCGGCUCAACGAUCAAUCAGGAAUAUAGGAAGCGGUACCGUGUUGUCGCUAUGGCGUUGAGGUCAAGAAAUGUCCUGCGAUCUGCAGCCUUGUCUGGCACCUUGCCUUGUUCGAAACUCGUGCGAUUGUCGGUUGAAGAAUUGGAUAAGUACGAACGUCCCACGGCUAUCAAAGUUGAGCCGAAGGAAAUAAGAUCGGAGAAGUCAAGCGUUGGAAACAAAGAUGAGUCGAUGCGACCAGCGGUCCAAGCCAUGGGUGCGAAUAAGGGCAUCAAAGUGGAGGGAAAGAGUGUAGUCGACACUAGCUCGGGCAAGCAGCCGAGUCUCGAUCGAGUCAACGAGAGGGCGGAGGCGUCCAAGGAAGCGUUGAACGAGAUCAAGCCUCUUGAGGGCGUAAAGCCCUCCGGUCAAAAGGCGCAAGGUCAGCAAGAGCCAUCCGUUCAAAUAGAAAAAGCUGGGAUUAGUCAGGUCGGAGCAAACAUGCACGAGAAGCCCUCGGAAUCUACGAGCAAAGCGCUUCCAGUGAAACAAUCUCUCCCUCAGAUCCAAAGCCUUGAUACCUUCAAGUCUAAGAUUCAGCUGCAUGAUGAUGACAAGACCCUCCACUCACAACCUCGUGCUGACCGACACUCCAAGCAUAGUGAUAGCGCCUCGAAUCACUCAGAUCAGCCCAAGAGAAAUUCUACAAGAUCAGAAAGAGCCCAUGACCCAAGGAUGGGAUCUUCGAGUGGUCAAAGCCAGAGUCAUAGUCAAGGUCAUAGUCAAGGUCACAGUCAAGGUCAAAGUCACAAUAACAGUCAAAGAGAGUCGAGCCAUCACGACAGGAAGUUUGCUUCUCAACAUUGGCAAGGGACGAUAGGAAAGGCAGGAUCUCACAAAACCAAAGUCCAGGCAGCAGCCUUGAGCGUAGGAGGGAAUUUGCAGGAGCUGCCAGCAGAUCUUGAGAUUGUGGGACGAAUGCGGCCUGAAGCUCUUAUAGACUUUCUUCAGAAACUUGAAUUCUCGAAGACGAGGCAGAAGACUGUAAUCCGUUUCGACAUGUGCGGUUCUGAGACGAACGAGAAGGUGUACAAGAGAUUGAUUGCAAGCCAUGAUGAGCAAGAAAGAGCUGGUGUCGUCAGCUUCGGUGAAGAUUGUCAAGUUUACGUUCUCAGCCCCACCCUAGCAAGGAUGACCGUCCCUGAGUUUGCUGAAUCGAUCGCCGAUGACAAAUUGUACGCCAUAUGUGUGCUCAGAAAGACUCAUUCCCACGGCUCCUCGUCGCACUCAAACUCUGCGCCUAAGGACAGUAAAGGUUCGAGCUCGAGCAAGCACAACCCUGAUGCUUCCAAGUCACACCAUUCCCGAGCCGGCGCAACAAGGCCGUCAUCCUGGAGUGAUGAUAAGGAAGUUUCUCAGGCAGCCUCCAAGACUUCAAGGCCAGAAGGCUACAAAGAUCGUCCUUCCGAUCCUGUUCGGUCACCUCUUGGACAUCCACAGGGGGCACCUGCUCAAGUAUUCCCUGCCAACGAUGGUAAGGGAAGAGUCGAGGAAGGAUCGACCAUAGCGCCAAGGCCACAAGAUCCUCGUAUGGCAGCAGUCAAGCCAACGGCAAGCCUAGGAACAGCGGAUCCUGAACGGUCCAAGGCUAGUGAAAGGGAUCAAGAGAGAACGGUUGAUAGAUGGAAGGACAAAGAAAGGGAAAGAGACAGAGACAGGGACAGGGACAGGGACAGAGAAGGGGGCUGGGACAGGGACAGGGACAGGGAACGCGGCUGGGACAGGGACAGGGACAGGGACAGGGAACGAGGCUGGGACAGGGACAGGGACAGGGACAGGGAUCGGGGCAAUGACAGACAAAGCGAACGCUACCCUGCUCCAGCACGCGACGUGAACCAGUUGCAGCCGAGACCCAGCGACCGCAUGCAAGGGCAUGGGGAGUUGAGCUCGCAAAACAGGAGGAGCAUGGCUUCAGAGAGGCACAUGCCUCCGAUGCCAUCGAGCAUGCCGAGGACGGACCAAGGGGGCAUGGGAAGGAUACCUCCUCCAAGUUACGCGGAAGCGAGAGAGGCUAUGAGAUUCUCUGCGGAUCCCAGGCAGCAGGCGAUGAACACGUUUCAUCGUUUCCGCCAGAUGCAUGAGAACAUGAUGAACACCAACAGCGCUGAUGGCCGCGGCCUCAAGUUUCCUCAGCCUCAGGCGAGUCAGCGAGGUCCGCCUCCUCCGUACAGGGCAGAACAUCCUCACGACUUCCCCAUGCCGAGAGAUCCUGCUGGAGCGAGCAGGAAGCAGAACUUCUCGAACCCUCACGCAAGAGAGAUGCUCUCUUCCUCCACUACCAAGGACGUGUCCCUGACUGCUCCUCAUCCCGGCCACUUGCAUAACACUCCGAGGGGGAUGCCGCCAGCAGAGAGAGCAGGGACGAUGAGGGGGUGGAAUGGAUCUGGAGCGAGGCAGGAGGAUCGUCCUCGGCCCCCUGCCCAUGGGCAGGUGGGGGCUGACGGUGGGGCGCACAAGGCGGCAGACAUGGGAGUCUUGGAUGCUUUCGAGUCCAUCCGAGCGAUGUUGCACGGGGGCGACACAGGAGCGAAGAAGGAGCAGGUGCCAUCGAACAGCUUCCAGGAGAUCCAGGAGGCGCUAAAGUCCGAUGCCUUGGAUGAGUCAGUGAAGCAGCUGGCCCACACUGCCUCUGCAAGGAGGGACAACCAAGGACUGAAGGUCGACGGCACUGGGACGGCGAAUGCUGGGAGAGGAGCAGGACCUGGUGAUGCAGUUCAUAUGGCUCAGCUGGAGCAGCUCAAGCAGCUUUCAACGGAAACUUUGAUCCAAGAGCUGCUGACUAUCUUGCCUCACGCAAAUGACACAAAUUACUUGAACAAAGGAAAUCGAUAA